GAUCCGAUAAUGGCGCCGACGCCGGCCACAAACCCGGCGAUCGCCAGGUGCGGGAUCGCCUUCUCCCAUCGCGUCCACGACAACAGCGCCUGUCCACUGUUCUUGGACAUGUAGCCGACCUCCAUGGUCGUGUUCAUGCGGACAUCCUCGUUGGGAGUGUUGGCGGAAACCGACGCCUCGUCGGGGGUGGCUCCCCCUUCCUGUUUUACAUGGAUCCAGAACACGCCGCUUUCGUUGGAACAGAGGUGGAUCUCGCGCCCAUGCUCGUCCGUGAUGCAGUUGAAGGCAGCCUCGCCAAACUGGUCAAUCGUGGUUUGGAUGGCGUGCAUGUCGGUUUCGAACUUCUUGUCCAUCUCUGCUAGUUUGGCGUGGUCAUGGUUGCGGAUGGCCGUCUCGCGCUCUUCCGACAGGAGAGUGACCUUGGAGGUCGUCGGCUCAUCCUUGGUUUGAAUAUCUGGCGAGGAGCAACGGAGAAGGCUUAGCAUGGAGUUUUCGUAGUGGGAUUUGUAUUGAUUAUGGGGUUGUGUAGGAAGGUAGGUAAAGGUGUGUUAGUAUUAGUACUUA
Molecule: messenger RNA, 564 nt
Organism: Penicilliopsis zonata CBS 506.65
Lineage: Eukaryota; Fungi; Ascomycota; Eurotiomycetes; Eurotiales; Aspergillaceae
Exons: 1
Coding region: 124-450 (108 amino acids)
Source: RefSeq, a predicted model, not a curated record